UCCUAUUUAACCACCCAGAAGCGAUUCCAUAUUUUUAUUACUGUUGCUUAUCCUGCGCUAAACAUAGCACUAUUUCAAAAUGUCACCAUUUUCUUUAGCCUUGUCUGUCCUUGCAAUCCUUCAGCUUGUAGUCGGGCGUGCGACCGGGUAUUAUAUCUACAGUGGAACUGAAGAAAGCGCCAGCCGGCAAUAUGAAGCUGCUGUCUGCGCUAUACCUGGCGUUCAGUGCCCAUCAACUACUCGAGAGCCAUUUUACCCGGACCAUUCAUCCGGAAUGAACUACUGCAUGUUGUUUCCGAGAAACGACGAUCCGCUUUUGGUGAUCGGGUCAUGCCUGAAGUCUGAGUUCAAAGACCUUCUUCUGCUGGUUAUCUAUCCAACUUGUUUGUUUAAAGCCAGCUUCGGAAGCAUGGCGGAAGUCAUACGUAGACACGUUGACCACUCUAUGUCGGACAUGUGGUACAAUCUGGUACCAGUGCCUAUGUUUCCCUACUCGGACGCUUUGGAGUCUGUGAAACGAUGCCUCGACCGCAAUGAAACAUGUCACGACUGUGUCCAGCAUACCCAGCUGUCGGAUCUCAUUGACCAGGGCUACCAGGCUAACAAAUACGCUCCUACCACACCCUCCACCACACCCACUACGACAACUACCACUAGAGCGCCAUGGAAAAGAAACUGCAAAAGCCACGCGGGGAAUGCAGUGUGUAAUGUGGACAAGGGAGAGUAUUGUGAUUGUUGUUUCUCCGAGUUGGACGAAAAUAACUGUUAUAGCACUGACCUCAUGAAUCAUGGGUCAUUUAGAGGAUAGGAGCUCGCGCCCUGGCUUUCCAUAAUGUUUGCAACCUUGGUCCCACAAAAACGUGUUUUCCCGCUUUGUCGUGCUACAUGCAGAUUGCUUCUGAAAUCGGAAAAUU
Molecule: messenger RNA, 914 nt
Organism: Paramacrobiotus metropolitanus
Lineage: Eukaryota; Metazoa; Tardigrada; Eutardigrada; Parachela; Macrobiotidae
Exons: 4
Coding region: 80-808 (242 amino acids)
Source: RefSeq, a predicted model, not a curated record